This is a messenger RNA of Postia placenta MAD-698-R-SB12, 1110 nucleotides long. RefSeq lists its product as hypothetical. The transcript is spliced from 7 exons. Gene Ontology annotation, cellular component: mitochondrion. Gene Ontology annotation, biological process: fatty acid metabolic process. Gene Ontology annotation, molecular function: trans-2-enoyl-CoA reductase (NADPH) activity. Lineage: Eukaryota; Fungi; Basidiomycota; Agaricomycetes; Polyporales; Adustoporiaceae. Bases 1 to 1110 code for a protein of 369 amino acids. The record is from RefSeq and is a predicted model, not a curated record.
AUGUCGGCUCGCUAUGCGCAUCGAGCCGUUGUCUUCACACGUAAUGGCGAGCCAGCGUCGGUGUUGAGCACUCUCACAUACCCCGCACUUCCACCGCCGCCCCCGCAUUCCCUCAACCUCAAGUUCCGUCUGUCACCAAUCAACCCGUCUGAUAUAAAUGUAGUUGAGGGUGUCUAUCCGUCAAAACCCGAGCCCACAAAGUCUCUCAGUGCUGGGCAACAACUCACAGAGUCCGUAUGCGUGCCUGGGAACGAGGGUCUCGCAGAAGUAACAGACGUAGGGGAGGGUGUUACAGAUAUUCAGAAAGGGGAUUGGGUGGUAAUGGCGAAACCACAAGCGGGCACAUGGAGCUCAGCGAGGACAUUAGGCUCGCAUGAAGUCAUCAAACUGGACAAGGGAAAUAUCAGCGAGGUGAACGCCGCUACCAUCGCGGUCAACCCGCCCACUGCUUAUCUCAUGCUGCGCGACUAUGUCAAUCUCAACUCGGGAGACUGGGUAAUUCAAAAUGGUGCGAAUAGCGCGGUCGGCCAAGCCAUCAUUCAAAUUGCCGCCCAACAGGGCGUGAAGACCAUUAAUUUUGUGCGGGACCGCCCCGACAUAGACGCGCUCAAACAGCAACUCACGCAACUCGGAGCAACGCACGUCUUUACAUACAAUGAACUGAGCGACAAAUCGUUCUACAAGUCGGUCAAGGAGCUUACUGGCAACAACCCGCCCCGUUUGCUCCUCAACUGCGUCUCCGGUCCGACUACUGCACAACUAACCCGCCUGCUUGGCACUGACGCGCGGCUGGUAUCGUACGGCGCAAUGUCGAAGCAGCCACUUGCUAUCCCUACGGGUCCUCUCAUCUUCCGUGGGCUCAAAGCCGAAGGCUUCUGGAUCACCGGACGAUGGUCCAAAGAUAGCGAGAAGGAGGAGAAGCAGAAGGUCUUGAACGCCAUUGUGCAGAUGGAGCUCAAAGAGCCGGAGCACGAGAUCGUGACACUAGAGGGCUCACUCACUGACGAACAAGCGGGGGCGAGAGUCCGCGAGGUCGCGCGUAAGAUUGGUGAGGGGAAGUACGGGAAGAAGGUUCUGCUGCGGAUUGAAGACCCUGUCACUAACGGCUAA